AUGGCUAAGCCACCUUCAUCGGUGGGUUUUCGAGCAGUCCGUUGCUGGAAGAUCCUACCGACCUCAGUGAUGCAUCCGCAUAAUAACUCAAGCUUCGACCCUGCGCAUAUAACACGCACACAACAGGAACGCUAUGCUCGUGCAUUCCAACCUACUCCAAAGGCGCAGGAUCCAGCAAAUGAAAGUGAUGACAAUGAACAACUCGACGACACAGUCGAACGAACAAUGUCCCGCCGGGAACAACCCUCUGGAUAUCUUGACCUCGACGCUCUAGACCAAACUACCAUGGACAAGCAUUUACCAGAGUCCAAUAUAGGAUAUCGGUUAAUGCUCAAAAUGGGCUGGACGAAAGGAAAGGGACUUGGAAGGGAAGGCGACGGACGGGUGGAUCCCGUACGCAUCAUUGUAAAGGAAGAUACUCUUGGAGUUGGAAAAGGCGAGGAACUCGAUACUUACCAUUCCGAGAGCACAUCAAAACGGAAAAUGCUGGAAAGUGAGAAAAUCGCAGAGGAAACUCUGGAGGAAAAGACAGCGCGAGAGGUACGGGAAGCUUCUAUACUUUAA
Spizellomyces punctatus DAOM BR117 is the source of this 564-nucleotide messenger RNA. RefSeq lists its product as uncharacterized. Lineage: Eukaryota; Fungi; Chytridiomycota; Chytridiomycetes; Spizellomycetales; Spizellomycetaceae. The transcript has 2 exons. The record is from RefSeq and is a predicted model, not a curated record. The coding region runs from base 1 to 564 and encodes 187 amino acids. Gene Ontology annotation, molecular function: nucleic acid binding.